Messenger RNA from Solanum pennellii, 2424 nucleotides. RefSeq lists its product as uncharacterized. Bases 126 to 2195 code for a protein of 689 amino acids. The record is from RefSeq and is a predicted model, not a curated record. Lineage: Eukaryota; Viridiplantae; Streptophyta; Magnoliopsida; Solanales; Solanaceae. The transcript is spliced from 13 exons. Gene Ontology annotation, biological process: regulation of stomatal closure; de-etiolation; cellular response to calcium ion.
AAUGGAUAAUCCUAACUUGUCUUUUUUGCCUAAUAUUCCCAAGUAAUCAUAUUUUGGUGUCUUGACUCUACUUAUUGUUUGUUAUAAGCAGAAGAUGAGAGGUUGGUGAAUAGGAGCAAUAGUUGAUGGCAACUUUACCUGUGUGUUCGGCUACUGCUUGCUCUUCUUCACAUUCGCAGAUUCCUUUCUAUGGGGGGUUGAGAUCCUUUUCCUCCUGUUGGAAAACAUACCAGCUGAAAUGCAAUGUCGUGGACUUGUCUACUUCAUUUCAUCUUAAUGGACCUUCAUUGCGAGGACAAUCACCUAUAUUCUUGUACUCACAGUUUGUACAAAAUAGCAGUCUGUCCAGUUCCAGUGAUAGCAUUUGUACUUCUUGCCAGAAUGUAAUUGAUGGUGUCAAUUGUGAAUUAUUGACUAGUGACGCUCGCUCCAAUAGCACUGGAAAUCUGAAAUUUGUAGAUAGUUCUGCAGUACCUGUUGGAAGGGAGGAGAUGAUGGGUUUUAAUGAUGACUUGGUCAAUAUUGCUAACUUCUCACCAGAGUCUGCUAAUUUAGAGUCCAUAACUACGGUAGAUCUCACCCAGGGAAACCCUGCCUCGAUAUUGGAUUCAAUGGACUUGGAUACAAGUUCCUUAUCCAAUGUGAAAUCAUCUGCUUUGGACGUUCUCUCUCAAGUCAAUAAGUCAAUCACUGGUUCAGUUGAGAACGGACAAAGUUAUUUGAACAGUUCACUUGAUGGAAUUAGCUCGUCUGUUACAUCAGCUGUUAGAGGUGCUACUCAGGCAGUUGAUGAUGUGAUUAGUAAAUUAACAUCCACAGUGGACAAAACAGGGGAUUCAUCAGGUAAUGGUGUAGCAGCCUUUUCAACUGGCUUGAAAGAAGUCUCUGGUAGAGUUGGGCUUCUAGCUAUUGAUGGAUUGAGACAUAUAAUUCUCAUUGUUGAGGAUUUGGUAUCGCGAGGUGCCACACUUGUUGUGUAUUCUUACGGGUCUGUGAAGGAGGUGCUCCCUAUGGAAGUCCAGGAUCUGCUAAAUGUGUCUGAAGAGCGCGCAGUGAAGCUUCUUACUCCAUUUGGGACCGCUCUGGGACAGGGCUAUGUUGCUUUGGAGGGUCUGGAGAGGAGUCUUGGCUUGGAUCCAAGUGACCCAAUUAUUCCAUUUAUCCUUUUCCUUGCGGUAUCAACUUCUUUUUGGGCUUUUUAUUGGAAAUUGACUUAUGGUGGAUAUGCUGGUGAUUUAUCUCCCAAGUCAAGCUUUGAGCUUCUGAAAGGAGACGGGAAGGCUGUACUCAUUGAUAUCCGGCCUGAGGCAAGGCAUUGCAUAUUUAUCAAGUCUCGUAUUUCGGCAGAAUGGUGUAUGCCAAAUAUGCUGAGACCUUUGUUGUGCACUGUAUUCCAUUGCAUUAUCUCAGAUCUCAGAGAGAAAGAAGGCAUUCCUGAUCUUCGACGCGCUGCUCGGUUUCGUUUUGCCAAUGUAACACUACCUGAGAUUGAUGGAUCUACAAGGAAGCUAUUCAAGAGUGGAAGGGAACUUGAUGACUACCUGCUAGCUGCUGUCAUUAGGAACUUGAAGAUUGUUCAAGACAGGUCUCAGGUUAUAGUUAUGGAUGCUGACGGUAACCGUUCCAAGGGCAUUGCAAGGUCACUCCGAAGACUUGGAAUCAAGAGACCAUAUUUGGUCCAAGGUGGCUUUCGGUCUUGGGUUGAAGAGGGCCUCCGCAUUAAGGAGUUGAAACCUGAGACUACAUUGACAAUCCUCAAUGAGGAAGCUGAGGCAAUUUUUGAGGAAAUCAACCCAACACCACUACAAGUUGUUGGAUAUGGAGUGGGUUUGGUAGCAGCAGCAUAUGCAUUGGUUGAGUGGGAGAAAACACUACAAUACGUUGGAGUUUUUGGCCUAUGUCAGACUUUAUACCGUCGAAUUUCUUCGUAUGAGGAUUCAGAAGAUCUUAAACAAGAUGUGAGACAACUUUUGGCCCCAGUUAUUCUAGGAGGCCAGGCAAUGACAUGGGCAGCUGGCAAGUUGGAAACAAACCGUAAUGGACUACCAACUUCACCUUCUUCAACUGAUGUUCAGAGCAGGGUGUUGCAAGCUGCUGCAAAGCAUGAAUCACAACCAGAUAGCGAAGAGACUCAAGACCCGUCCCCUGAAACUAUGUCUUCCGUCAGUGAAAACAUCGAUCUUUCUGAAGCAUAGAAGAUUAAAGUGUUUUGCAGCUAACUAAUAAUAAUCCCACUGAAUGACACUGCAUAUUUUGUAUAUUCAGUCAAGACACUGAGAUUAUCAACCAUACUACCUCAAAAUUUGUAUAGUCAAGACCUAGAGUUUCUUCUUUUAUUUUUUUGUAAUGAAAAUGUAAAAAUUGCAACAUUGACCCAUCAUGGAUAUUUACUUAAUGUACCAUGCACAUUUUUUGGAUGUUUCA